AUGACUUCUCCAGUUGGUCCCUGGAGGACAGAUGCUCAGGGUCACCUAAAGUCGGAUGACAAUGGCGACCCAAAGACCGACUACACUCGCUGGCGGUUGGUCAACGAAGAAGGCCGCCAGACUUGGCGGUAUCUUGAAUCCGACACAGAGAACUCUGCCUGGCUGCAGACAGUCGCUGAAAAGUACCACAUGGGACUUCCAACAGGUCUCCCUAUUUUGCCAGAGGCCAAGACACCUCUCCAGUCAGCUGAGAAUGGCCUGUCUUUCUUCUCAAAGCUCCAGCUAGAGCCUGGAAAUUGGGCUUGUGAGUAUGGAGGUCCUAUGUUCCUUCUGCCAGGUAUUUUGAUCACCUAUUAUGUGACCAACACUCCCAUCCCCCCGGAGUAUGCUACAGAGAUCAAGCGUUAUCUGUUUGCCCGCCAAAAUCCUGAGGAUGGUGGCUGGGGCUUGCACAUCGAAGCCCACAGCUCUUGCUUUGGCACUUCUAUGAACUAUGUCGCUCUGCGCCUGGUCGGUGCCCACGAGGAUGAUCCCCGCAUGAUCAAAGCACGUGGCCUGCUGCACAAAUUUGGUGGUGCUACCUACGGACCUCACUGGGCUAAAUUCUGGCUGAGUGUACUGGGUGUGAUGGAUUGGGAGGGUGUGAAUCCCGUUCCUCCUGAGAUUUGGCUCCUUCCCGACUGGGUUCCUUUUGCCCCCUGGCGCUGGUGGAUUCACAUGCGCCAGGUCUUCUUGCCUAUGUCUUACAUCUGGUCUAAGAAGUGGUCUUUCCCGCUCAAUGACUUUACCAAGCAGCUCCGACAGGAACUUUACCCUCAGCCAUACGAGUCUAUUAACUUUGCCCAACACCGCAAUUCUAUCCAUCCUGCUGAUAAUUACUACCCGAAGACUUGGCUCUUGAACGGUAUCAAUGAGCUUCUGGUCCGGGUGUGGAACCCAUUCCUUAGAGUCAAGGCUAUCACCAAAAGGGCCGAAGACUGGACCUGGGAACUGAUCCGUAUGGAAGACGAGAACACCGACUACGCAGGUUUGGGACCUGUCAAUAACCCUAUGAAUAUGGUUGCCUGCUAUAUCCAUGAUGGCCCUGAUAGCUAUUCCGUGCGUCGACACCGGGAGCGACUCAACGACUAUAUGUGGCUGAAGGGUGAGGGCAUGUUGGCAAAUGGUACCAACGGUGUCCAGGUGUGGGAUACAACAUUCGUUACUCAGGCGGUCGUGGUCGCUGGACUUGCCGAUGACCCCAAGUGGCGACCCAUGCUAACGAAGGCUCUCGAGUUCAUCGAAGAUCACCAGCUGAGAGAGAACGUGCCUGAUCAAGAGAAGUGCUACCGGCAACAUCGUAAAGGUGCUUGGCCUUUCAGUACCAAGACACAGGGAUACACUGUCAGUGAUUGCACCGCUGAGGGUCUUCGAUCGACUAUCCAGCUCCAGGAAAUGUAUGACUUCCCUAAGCUUAUUUCUUUGGACCGCCUGAAGGAUAGCGUCGACUGUCUGUUGUUGAUGCAGAACCCCACUGGUGGCUUCACUGAAUAUGAGACUACCCGUGCAUCUGCUAAGGUGGAGUGGCUAAACGCUGCCGAGGUUUUCGGUGGGAUCAUGAUUGGCUACGACUACCCAGAGUGCACUACAGCGUCAGUGACAGCGUUAUCCCUGUUCAGCAAGUUCUACCCAGACUACCGCGCGGCCGAGAUUAAGGCUGCCAAGGACAAGGCUGUUACCUACAUCAAGCGUGUCCAGCGGACCGAUGGAAGCUGGUACGGAUCUUGGGGAAUCUGUUUCACCUACGCCGCGAUGUUCGCCCUCGAGAGUCUGGCCAGCAUCGGCGAGACAUUCGAGACCAGCGAGAACUCUCGCCGCGGUUGCGAGUUCCUGCUGUCCAAGCAGAAGGAGGACGGUGGCUGGGGUGAAUCCUAUCUCAGCAGUGAGAAGCAUGUCUACGUUCAACAUGAGAAGUCACAAGUGUGUCAGACCGCAUGGGCUUGUCUGGCGCUGCUGGAAGCCCAGUAUCCCCACAAGGAGCCCCUUGAGAAGGCUAUGAAGCUGCUGAUGUCCCGGCAACAAGCCAAUGGCGAGUGGCUACAGGAGUCUAUUGAAGGUGUCUUCAACCAGUCAUGCAUGAUCUCCUACCCUAACUACAAGUUCUACUGGCCAAUUCGUGCUCUUGGCCUGUAUGCCAAGAAAUUCGGCAACGAGCCGCUGCAGUAA
Molecule: messenger RNA, 2205 nt
Organism: Penicillium pulvis
Lineage: Eukaryota; Fungi; Ascomycota; Eurotiomycetes; Eurotiales; Aspergillaceae
Product: terpene cyclase/mutase family protein
Exons: 4
Coding region: 1-2205 (734 amino acids)
Biological process (GO): triterpenoid biosynthetic process; ergosterol biosynthetic process
Cellular component (GO): lipid droplet
Molecular function (GO): lanosterol synthase activity
Source: RefSeq, a predicted model, not a curated record